AUGCAGAGGAAGGAGACCCCCCUCUCCUUGGGAGCCCCAGAGGAGUGCUGGUCAUCUCAGGUUUUGGAGGAGUGUUGCACCCACUCCGGAUCCCGCUCCGGAGAACCUCCUCAAGUUCUCAAGUAUCUGCCGAGCUGGCCAGCCUUCGGUCCGCUCUGCAUGUCUCAGCUGAUUCCCACGAAGACAUCCGAUCGUCCCCACAAGCCCGGCGCCCUCUUUGAAGCAGUGGACAGAUUCGGCCUCAACCAGGAAUCGAAGACAAGCGUUGCCUGCGCCUGGAACAAGUCUUACCGGCAAAAGGUCACAGCGCAGCGAAUUGUGGACAUUGUUUUCACCACCCCCAAGUAUGGCAAGACCGCAAAGUGGAAGGUCAACAAACAGAGACGCGUAGAAGUGGCUGGUCUGGACAAGUCUGAACAACAGAGGCCUCUUGAAGCGCUCCGAAGAAUCUGUCCCACUGCUGGAUGUCUUACGAAAGCGGAGUCGGACACGGACACGGACAGCGCCUCAGAAGAUGAAGACCUGCCACCGUUGCUGAGUCGCUUCCGUGACACCGAGAGAAAGAACAGUUCGGCAGAUGAUCUUCGAACCCGAUGUGCUGACUUUCUGAAAGACUUCAUAGUAAGUCAGCACCAGUGCGACAACCUGGAGAAAAUGACGAGGACACAGAGCCAGAGUUUACUGUGGCAGCGUCAUCGUAAGGGAAGAAUAACGGCCACGAUAGCGCAUGACAUCAGUACGUUGCAGGACACAACAUCACGAGAAACAUUGUUUAAUCGGGUUAUGAACCGCUCCCAUAUUGACUUGUCGAGCGUUGCAGCAGUGGCGUUUGGCCGGAAAUAUGAAGACCAAGCCAAGCAGCUGCACAGCGAGUGGAUGAAAGACAGACAUGAACAGUUUGGUUUGCGUGAAACGGGCCUGGUUGUUGACCAACGGUUUCCCUUGUUUGCUGCCACUCCCGAUGGCAUUCGAUCAUGUGUAUGUCAUGGCAAGGGAGUCGUUGAAGUAAAAUGUUCUUUCAAUCAUAAGGAUCUGUGUGUGAAAGACAUUCCUGAGGUUGACAAAACAUUUUAUUUAGAAAAAGACUCGCUUGUGUUAAAACAGAGCCACCGCUACUACACCCAAGUUCAAUUUCAGAUGUAUGUUUGUAACAAGCUGUUCUGUGACUUUGUUGUGUUUACACACAGAGGUGUCACUUCAACAGUUUAG
Messenger RNA from Fundulus heteroclitus (mummichog), 1209 nucleotides. RefSeq lists its product as uncharacterized. The record is from RefSeq and is a predicted model, not a curated record. NCBI's taxonomy places the organism in Eukaryota, Metazoa, Chordata, Actinopteri, Cyprinodontiformes, Fundulidae. The transcript has 6 exons. Bases 1 to 1209 code for a protein of 402 amino acids.